AUGCGUCGAGAGCUGGCCAAUCCGGCCGUUCUCCCAGAGAAUGUGUAUAAUAUGGACAAGAUAGGAGUUCUCCUCAGCAUCCCCAAUUCCCUUAAAGUACUCGUCAGCAAUUUGCCACUUCCAGUCUCCGCUGAAGCCAAAACCUUCCCUACUGGUACAGCUCUUCUCGCAGCUCGCACAGAGCCGGCAGUCUUCCUCCGUCAUACCAGAACAUCGCACAGCAAGAAUUCAAAAUGCACAAUUACCUUGGACGGCAAAGAGCCUAUCAGCAACAAGAAGAUCAAGGACAAAAUAACGAUAGAGCGAGAAUUCGUGCCUCGAAGAUAUGAAUACAAGAUCGUCAACUCUACCCUAGUUCCGGACGUCAAUGAAUUAGGCGAAUACAUAUUUGUGAUUCGAUUACGCUCCAGGAAUAAGAGACAUCUUGAGAGAGAUUCUGAAAGACAUCAGAAAAGCGAACUUCGAUGCUGA
Molecule: messenger RNA, 471 nt
Organism: Talaromyces stipitatus ATCC 10500
Lineage: Eukaryota; Fungi; Ascomycota; Eurotiomycetes; Eurotiales; Trichocomaceae
Exons: 3
Coding region: 1-471 (156 amino acids)
Source: RefSeq, a predicted model, not a curated record